AGGAUGCUGGGAUAUAUUUAGGAUGACGAGGAGGCGGAGCUCUGACGUCAUAGUUUUAUGUGGGUUUUUUUCCUCGUAGCUCCGCAGUGCCGCUGAGUGAGCUGACAAACCGCUGGAAGUGGCAGGAAGGACUUCUACUUUUACACUUCUCGAUCCUUCUUCUUCCUCUUCUUCUUCUUCCUCUCCUUCCUCCUCCUCUUCCUCUGUCUCUCUUUCUCUCUUGUCUUUGUCUCCCAUGCAAAGUCCUCCCCGCGGCACCGACGCAGACAGCGGGCCUUCCUGUAGCCGACGCCCCGGCCUCCCUCUACCUCCGGCCGGCGGAGCCUCCCAGCUGAGCCCCGCCGAGGUGGCCUGGUUCCCCCCCGGAGGGGGGAGGGGAGGGAGCGGGCGAUGCUGUAGGAGCGGCCCCGGCGGAGGAGAUGCUUCUUCCGGACUGAAGAGGAGCCGAAAAGAAGCGGAGGGGUGACGCGGAAAGAUGUCCGGCAGGAUGCCCCUGGCCCCGGUGAGCGAGAGAGAGUCCGAACAGCUGAAGACUUCAGAAAGCCUCCCCGAGCCGCCGGCCCCACCCACCAAAUCAGCGAGCCGCCACAGCCUGCCGCCAUGUCGCAGCGCCGUGACGUCGGUCGCGGACGAACAGCCGCACGUUGGCAACUACCGCCUGCUGAAGACCAUCGGCAAGGGCAACUUCGCCAAAGUCAAACUGGCCAAACACACUCUGACGGGCCGAGAGGUCGCCAUCAAGAUCAUCGACAAAACUCAGCUGAACCCCACCAGUCUGCAGAAGCUCUUCAGGGAGGUCAGUGUGAUGAAGAUCCUCAACCACCCCAACAUCGUGAAGCUGUUUGAGGUGAUUGAGACGGAGAAAACUCUGUACCUGGUGAUGGAGUACGCCAGCGGAGGGGAAGUCUUUGACUACCUGGUUGCUCACGGACGAAUGAAGGAGAAGGAGGCCCGAGCCAAGUUUCGCCAGAUUGUGUCUGCAGUGGAGUACUGUCACCAGAAGAGGAUUGUACAUCGGGACCUCAAGGCCGAGAACCUGCUGCUGGACGCCGACAUGAACAUCAAGAUCGCCGACUUCGGCUUCAGCAACGAGUUCACGCUCGGCAGCAAGCUGGACACGUUCUGUGGAUCUCCUCCGUACGCCGCUCCUGAGCUCUUCCAGGGGAAGAAGUACGACGGGCCGGAGGUGGACGUCUGGAGUCUGGGAGUGAUUCUGUACACGCUGGUCAGCGGCUCGCUGCCCUUCGACGGACAGAACCUCAAGGAGCUGAGGGAGCGCGUUCUCAGAGGAAAGUACCGGAUUCCCUUCUACAUGUCGACGGACUGCGAGAACCUGCUGAAGAAGCUGCUGGUGCUCAACCCGGGGAAACGAGGCAGCCUGCAGCAAAUCAUGAAGGAUCGAUGGAUGAACGUCGGCUACGACGAGAAGGAGCUGAAGACGUACAACGAACCGGAGCAAGACUUCAACGACGUCAAGCGCAUCGAGCUGAUGGGGACGAUGGGCUUCCCUCAGGAGGAAGUGACGAAGGCGCUGGACGGCCAGAAGUACAACGAGGUGACGGCGAUAUACCUGCUGCUGGGGAGGAAACCCGCUGAGUGCGAAGGCAGUGAGUCGUUGUCCGGCAGUAACCUGGUUCAAAGGUCACGACCCAGCAGCGACCUCAACGGCUCCAGUCAGUCCCCCGCCCACUCGCGCAACGCAUCGACCAAUCAGAAACAGCGGCGUUUCAGCGACCACGUGGCGCCCUCCAUCCCCCCGCCCGUCUCCUACACCAAGCGCGGUCACGCCAACAGCGUAGAGAGCGACAGGAAGGAGGAGCCGGCGUCGCCCAUCAGAGCUCCGGACCGCAGGAGGUCCGCCACUGCAUCAGGGAACAUAACUCGGAGGAACACGUAUGUGCACGAGAGGACGAGCACUGAACGCCACUCGGCUGCCGUUCCCAACGGGAAGGACAGCAGUCUACCCGAGGUACCGGCAGCGUCUCCAUCCCCGUCGCCGGGGGCAACCAUCUCGUCCGCACGGCCCCGUCACGUCAAGUCCAUGUCGGCGUCGGGACACCCCAUGAAGUCCUGCCUGCCCCCCAUCGACGACAACGCCGAGUACCAGAGCCCCCCACAGCAGCCUCCGUCAUCGCCCUCCGCCUUCAGCGUCACCAGCAGCAGCAGCACCACCACUCCGGACCGGACCCGGUUCCCCCGCGGCUCCUCCAGCCGCUCCACCUUCCACGGCGCUCAGCUCCGGGACCGACGGUCCGCCACCUACAACGGCCCGCCGGCCUCGCCCAGCCUGUCCACGCACGCCGCCGCCUCUCUGGCCACGCCCCGCCGCGGCACCUCCACCUCCCUCAUCGGGAAGAUCACCUCCAAGUUCGUGCGCAGGAGUUUAUCCGGUGAGCCCAAAGAGGAGGGCCGGGAGUCCAAGCCGCGCGCCCUGCGCUUCACCUGGAGCAUGAAGACCACGUCCUCCAUGGAGCCCGGGGACAUCAUGAAGGAGAUCCGGAGGGUCCUGGACGCCAACAACUGUGACUACGAGCAGCGCGAGCGCUACUCGCUGUUCUGCGUGCACGGCGACGCGCGGCAGGACAGCGUGGUCCAGUGGGAGAUGGAGGUGUGCAAGCUGCCCCGCCUCUCGCUCAACGGCGUCCGCUUCAAGCGCAUCUCCGGCACGUCCAUCGCCUUCAAGAACAUCGCCUCCAAAGUGGCCAAUGAGCUCCGGCUGUGAACAGCUUAGCCCCGCCCCCUCGCCCCCCCCCCUGGUGGCUGACUGCUGUAUGACUCAGAGGAAACACGUUAUUAUACUCGACACACUUACUAUUUAAUGUUUCUCACUAAAUGUUUGCCAGUGAAACCAAAUAUUAAAGCUGACGGUGCAGAUAUUCAGCAGGUUGUGGUCCCCCCCCCCCCCCUCCCUCGGUGAUGAGACCCCGAACAAACACCAGGGCUAAUGAGGGUGUUUCCAUCUGUCGAGACUUUGUUGGUUUAUCACCGUUUACGUGCACUUCAGAGUUCUCCAACGCCUUGGAACCCGAGUUUGGAACCGUGUCGCGGAACGAGGGUCAAGCGGAUCGGAGCCGGGGGCACGAGGGGAAAAAAAAAACAACAACAAAAAAACACUUUUCAUGGUCAACGAGCCCGAAUGGUGACGUGGAGACAAAAACUCUGUGAUCGGUGCAUGUAAAACGUAUUAUCAGAUAUCAGAUUUAUAUUUUUUUUGAUUUUUUUUUUUGUUGCUAACGGCGAUCCGGAGUGCAGGUAAACGGUCAGGGAAACACGAACCUCCGCUGUACCUGUGCAACUCUCCCGGUGCACGAGUAGAAUUUGACAUGCAGCUAAAGAUAUAGUAAUUAAAAUGUAUUAUUUACUUUUGAAGUUUUGGCCCCAAAGGAAGAAUAAACUAAACGAUUCGGCGCUUUCCAUUUAGUCGACGCCCCCCACAGCGUGACAUGACAGCGGAGAAUAUUCAGAAUUGGUUUUUUCCAGCCCAGAAGAAGCGUGAGUGACCUUUUCGUGACCUUAUUGACCCACAUCGGUCCGACUAACCUGGACCCUAAACAGUCUGUUGUCCUUUGGGGCCUCUGCAGAUUGAAUUGAGUUAUCGGCUGCGUUCUCUUAAGAAGGAAGACGUUCAUAUUUAGGGCUCAUCGUCUCUCUCGCGGCGUUUGAAAACAAACCCGUCAUAUUAAACAUCACGUAUAUGGAAAGACCCUCCACCAAACUCCAUGAAAACACACACUCGGAUGUUUUUUUGGUAUUUUAAAUGCCGCCGUUUUUUGUAUUCUUGUUUUUGUUUUUGUUUUUUUUGCAGCAGAUUUUCCAGUUGCGCCGUUUGAGUUGCACAGUUUACAGUCGAGGGAACGAAGUGCGACGCACAAUCAGUGACAACAUCCUCCCUGUUUUGGUUGCACGGCCCCCCCCGUGACCUCUGACCUACCCCCCCCCCCCCCCCCCUGCUGGGUGAUGUUAAUACUAUGGCAAUAAAACCGGAGCUCUCGGUCGACGAUGUCAGCGGUUCAAACAACAAACUGUAAAACAUUUACAGCUGAAUAUGUGUUUUUUUUAAUUAUUUUAUUGUUGUCGCUGUAUAAAACCAUACCUGUGCAGGUGAAUAUGUGCGGGUGCAGUAUUGAUCAGUCUGUUUUUUUUUUGUUUUUUUUUUAUUUGGUCCACACUGUCGACUUUAUUCUUAUUUCUUUUCGAAGCUUUUUAACAGUGAGGACAAAAAAACGCACCCGGUUCAAAACCUAAA
Messenger RNA from Cyclopterus lumpus (lumpfish), 4246 nucleotides. RefSeq names its product MAP/microtubule affinity-regulating kinase 1 (gene mark1). The record is from RefSeq and is a predicted model, not a curated record. The coding region runs from base 476 to 2722 and encodes 748 amino acids. The transcript has 18 exons. Gene Ontology annotation, biological process: intracellular signal transduction; microtubule cytoskeleton organization; protein phosphorylation. Gene Ontology annotation, molecular function: ATP binding; protein serine/threonine kinase activity; tau-protein kinase activity. Lineage: Eukaryota; Metazoa; Chordata; Actinopteri; Perciformes; Cyclopteridae. Gene Ontology annotation, cellular component: cytoplasm.